AUGACAAGCAACGACCAGCAGCAGAUCUUGGUUACGGGUGCCACGGGGGUGGUGGGACGCUCGGCCAUGCAGUACUACGGCGAGCGGGGGUACCAGGUCAUCGCCGUGUCUCGACGGAAACCGUUGAACACGUACGGCGCGUCGUGGCACUCGCUCGACCUGUCGGACGAAGCGGCGUGCCGGGCCCUGCUGUCGCCGCUGACGGGCAUCGUGCAGAUCGUCUUCGCCGCCCUGCACGAAGAGCCCGACCUGGUGGCCGGGUGGACACAGCCGCAGCAGAUCGACCGCAACGCGCUCAUGCUGCGCAACACGGUCGAAGCCGUGGCGCCGCACGCCCGCGCGCUCCGCAACGUCACCAUCCUCCAGGGCCCCAAGGCGUACGGCGUGCAUGUCCACCCGAUGCGCCACGGCGCGCGCGAGGACCGCGACGAGGACCGCGCCGUGCCCAACUUCUACUGGGCCCAGGAGGACUACCUCAAGGCGCGCCAGCGCGGGGAGAGCUGGAGCUGGAACAUCCUGAGGCCGUCGCUCAUCAUUGGCCUGAGCAUCGGGGGCGCCAUGAACCUCUACGGCGCCAUCGGCGUCUACGCCGCCGUGCUGAAGGAGCGCGGCGACCCGCUCUACUUCCCCGGCCGCAGCAUGGCCGUCUACGAGUGCACCGACGCGGACCUGAUCGCCCAGGCGUGCGAAUGGAUCCUGCACGAGCCCGCGGCCAAGAACCAAACCUACAACUUGACCAACGGCGAGACGUCCAGCCUGAAGGAAGACUGGGCCCUGAUCGCGCAGACCCUGGGCAUGCACCCGGGCGACGAGGACCGACCGUUCUCCUUCACCCGGGACCUGCCCGGCUUCCGCGCCGAGUGGGACCGCAUCCGCGAGAAGUACGCGCUCAAAGCCCCCCCUUUGGACGAGUUCCUGGGCCAGAGCGCACAGUUUGCCGACUUCAUCUUCGCGCGGGCCACCACCCCGCAGACGGCCACCAGUCUGAUGAGUUGCAUCAAGAUCCGUCGCGCGGGCUUUGCCGGCACCGUCUACACUGACGACAUGAUUCGUAAGUGGUUCCGGCGGUAUCAGGACGAGAAGAUCCUCCCGCCUGUGUGA
This is a messenger RNA of Fonsecaea erecta, 1101 nucleotides long. RefSeq lists its product as hypothetical. The record is from RefSeq and is a predicted model, not a curated record. The transcript has a single exon. Lineage: Eukaryota; Fungi; Ascomycota; Eurotiomycetes; Chaetothyriales; Herpotrichiellaceae. The coding region runs from base 1 to 1101 and encodes 366 amino acids.